CAACUUGGUCUGGAGAUGCAGAAGACCAACAAGAAAAAGCGAGCUCAGAGGACCAGAGCGACCCUCCCGAAAGCAGCUCAUCACCUUGCUGUGCACACAGACAGUAAUUCUCGCCUUGUUCCUACUCUUCGGUUGGAGCCCAGUGCAACAUUCUCCAUCGCCAACGGUACCAGAGGGACCCAUUUCAUAUUUGGAACUGCUGCUAGUGCUGCUGCAGUAACAGCCCUCCGAUUGGCUCAGAUUGCAACUCAGGCGCAGGUUGCUCUCCAGCAGCUCGCUACUUUAGCGACCAUUACUGUUGGCAACCAGUGUCACAACAACGGGAUUGCAGUGGCUUUACCUCCUCAUCUGGCCCUCCUCAGUCUUCUCAAUAGACAGCAAGUGACAACUGUUGGAUUUAACGCUGACACAAACGGCAAAACUUACAGAAACACACAACCGUGUCUCUCUGCUGCAAUGUAUCACCAUCACUCCCAGCAACAGGGGUCACAGUCCUUCUCAAAUGGGCCAAGGCCUCCCCAUCAUCAUCCACCUCCGAACCAACAUCAGAAUCGCCCUUCUGAUAUGCUCUCACAGGCGAUGGGUUUCCAGUUUCCUCGUCCCACCCAGCUGCCUGAUGAACUAGAGUCUGCCCUGGCUAUCCGUGGUGCUAGGGACAUGGACCAUCGGCUCAUGGAUCACAUGAGCCAACCAAACCAACAACAGAACCAAAGCUCAGGUUCUGGGAUUAGUCAACAUGGAAGUUUUGGCUCUAACCCAAUGACACUGAACUCGGAUAAUCAGUCUGCCCAUCAGCAAGGAGUAGACUGGUCAAGCUACCAACCUCCAACCAAACUGUUUUCCGGUCCUGCACCACGUGGUGGUCAUCAGACCCAACGUCACCAGGGGCCUCAAAUGCAGCCUCAGAGCAGCCACGCAGGAUCCAGCAUCCAAAGUUGGAAACACCCAAGUGACUCACAGUCGGGCCAAGCCCGACACCCACAAGGUGGUGGGGAAAGUCAAAGUCAGGGUAUGUACACACCAGAAAGUGCAGGUAGUAUCUUGGCAAGCUUUGGACUUUCAAAUGAGGACUUAGAGGUGCUUAGUCACUACCCUGAUGAUCAGCUAACCCCUGAUACUUUACCAUUUAUACUCCGUGAUAUUCAGAUCAACAAGUCAGGGAUUUCUGCUUCUACAUCCUCCUUAACAAGUGGAAUCCAAGAAAUGCCGCUGCAUCCUUCUCGCUCUGCGUCGGGGACUCGAUCACGCACCCCAGAGGUGCCCAGCCUUCUUACUGUUACACAGACUGCCGGUAAAGUAAUUGACUAUGGUCAUGCGAGUCGGGCAAAGGACGAAACUAGUACAAGAAAGACUUUCAAAAGGGAGCAGCUUUCAAGUGAAAGGACAGUUAAAAUGUACCCAUCUUCAUUGCAUCCCUCAUCAGCUCCAAAACCGGGAAAAGCUGAAAGGCGGCAGGUGCGUUUGGAACCUACUGAACCAAGCAAGCACGGAGAUCAGGACUAUCGCAGGACAAGUAGCGACGACCAUCGCAAGAAAAAUCGGUCACCUGGGAGAGAAUUUCAGCCAUCAUCCAAGCCUCGUACACUAGACCGAGACUACAGGCGGGAAGCACCGAAACCUAGGCCCUUAUCUGAAACCAGCAGUGAGGCUUCCUCAAGACGAUCUCUCUCCUCUUCGUCCAGCUCAAAACCACACGGCAGCAGCAAGAAGUUACCUACCCCCACCAUGAUAAGUGAUUUCUCAGCUGUGUCUCCAAAGGUGUAUCCCCAUACCUGCUCACUGUGCCACACACAGUGUGAUCAGGAAAAGGACUGGGUUGACCAUAUAAAAACCGUAGAACACACCGCUGCCUGCCGAGACCUGCGCAACAAGUACCCCGACUGGAAGCCAACUUUACCAAGUCGGAGUGAACGACAUGGCAGCCGAGCCGAGCAUUCUCUGUCCCGAUCUGUGUCGUGUUCUCAUUCCCCAAGUCCACCUUACGUCAAACACAGGGCGGGCCCCCCUCACCACAGGCUGCACGGGAGGCCGUUCUCACCUCACUAUCACCCUCAGCCUCGCCCUCGCCAACAACACUACACAGGUGAUUCUCGCAGUUGUCUGAAGCGACCAUAUGAUGACGCCAGCCGACAUCCUUCCUCUUCAAAGGCGGGCCACAGCUACAAACAUGGACCAUCACAGUCCUCUACCAAGGUUUUCAAGAGCGGGAAGCCUGGAACCAAGAUGACGAAGACGCCCAGUGGCAAGGCCGCUGACACAUCUGCCAAACCUCCACCAGCCAAGAAAAAGAAGAAAGUGGUGACUCCAGCCUCCCAGGACUCUUCUGUGGCGAAUCGUUUGGUUUAUCUGACGGGAAUCCCAAAGGAUGCUUCAGAACAAGAAGUUACCGACUUGGUCGGGUCCUUUGGGAAAAUCAACAACGUGAUCCUCAUGCCGUGCUCCGAGGAGGAGAGUGAGAAGGGCGAAGGACAAAAGGCGUCGGUCUGCAUGGUGAAGGCUGAAGACGCUCAGGCCCUGGCUAACUCUACGAAUCUCUCCAUCAGAGAGCAGAAAAUCACUGCGUCAACAGCCAAGAAACCUGAUGAAGUGAAAUCUCCUGAUGCCAACAACAGCAAAUCUGUUGCAGGACCAGAAAAAGAAGAUGCAAGGGAAGACGCUGGACCAGAGUCUGACCUGAAAACUUCAGAAGAGAAAGGCAUGGUGCUGAUCACAGGACUUCCUGAGAGUGGCUGGACCGAGAGUGACAUCAUCAAACUGGUCCAACCUUAUGGCACGCCGUCUGACCUCAUCCUAGCGACGCAAAUCGGAAAGGUGCUUGUGUCAGUGCCGGACGUGGACACGGCACAGGAGAUGGCUAAAGUUCACGCCUUCAUGCCUGCAAAGAUCGGAGAUGCUAAACUGAAGAUAACUCAUCUCAAACAGAGCGUUACUCUCAGCACACCGGUUGCUCUCUACAAUCUCCUGAUGGGAUCAGCAGCUCCAUUAGAGAGUCCCGCUUCGGUCGGCUGGAGCAGCCUGUUGGUGAUCAGUAACGUUCCCAACACGCCGUCCGGCUCCUCUGAGGUCCAGAAACUGGUACGACGCUUCGGCACCGUCAUCAAGACACUGGUGCUCAACAGCAUGGUCAUUUGUGAGAUGGCGACUGCAGCCAUGGCGCUCUCUGUCUACAAACGCUUCCAGACUUUUCCAUGCAUCAUCCAGAACAACCCUCUGUUCUUCUCCCGCAAGCCCGACCCCAGAGCCAACACACAGUCCAAAGUCAUCUCUGCAUACCUGGAUCCAACGGAGGAAACAUCUUCAAAUGGCAAAGGCAGCAAAACGCCAACAGAUGCAGAGGAAGGGAAGCCAGCAGCCAAAGAAGAUUCUGGAUCUUCAAUGGAGGUGGUGGAAAAAGAAACAAAUGGGAAAGAGGAAAAGAUGAAGGGCACCGAGGAGAUGGUUGUUGAAGAUGAAGGUUUGGGAGAAAACGGGAAUAAAGAUGACAACAAAGAAGUCAAAAAAGACGAGCUCAUGAAUGCUGCUUCUGAGUCUUUGGAUGCACCAGACCCAGACUUUAAGCAAAACGUGACAGAAACAGCUGUUGCCGUAACUGUAAUGGAAACGGCAGAGGAAGACAAAGGUGUGGCUAAAUCUGCAGCAGGAAAUGAAAAAACUGCCGCUGCCGGUGAAGAGGCGAAGACAUCGAUCUCUGACGGGAAAGCAGCUUCCCAGGAGACACCUGUGGCAGAGCUGCCAAAGGUAUGUCAGGAGAUGGGGAAGACGCUACAGGAGGAGUGCAAAACAAGCACGGCUGCAAAAUCCAACAACACUACAGCUCCAACCAACAAAGAAGAAGGAGGGGCGCAACCGGAGAAAGAACAGGGUCAAAAAGCAUCUGCAGCAGAGACUAAAGAGCCGGAGGCAAAGAAGAAGGAGAGGGAGGGGAAUAAGGAGAGAGAGCUGAAAGAGAGGGAGAGGAGGGCCUUGGAGAAGGAGGAGAGGGCAAGAAAGGAGAGGGAGGAAAGAGCCAGGAAAGAGAGGGAGAGAAGGGAGGAGGAGAGGAGGGAAAGAGAGAGGAGGGAGAGGAGGCGGAUGCAUGGAGAAGGCUCCAGAGGAUGGAGGUCAUCCAGCAGGUCAGACGGAUACAAGCAGAACUCUGAGAGGGAUGAACAGAAAAAUAACUCUGAAGCUACGACCAAAAUGGUGGAGAAGGAAGAGGAGGAGGACUUCGACGAGUUCCCCUUCAACUUCAGUGACUUUGUGACGGUGGAUGAAGUGGGAGAUGUGGCCGACCUUCCCGCCUCACCAUCCUCUGAUGUCCCCAUGGAAACUAAAGAUGGAGAGGAGCAUGCUCCUGUAUCGGUCCAAAAGGAAGACUCAGAGGAAACACCCACUGAGGUAACCAUGGGAACAGGAACACCAGAUGCACAAGUGACCCUUCUUAAGUCUGAGGCUGAAUCAGAAUCCACUCCUGUGAACGUGCCGGCAGACGGUUUGGUGUCAACAGACGAGUCGCCAGAAACCACACCGACGGCCUCUCUGGACUCUGCCACAAAGGUCGAGCCGCUCCUCGCUCCUGCAGACUCCUCCUCAAACAGUCCAGAGACAGAGGUGGGGGCAGUGAAGGCCGAGAAAGAGUGCGAUAAUGCUCUCAGUGACCGUCAGAUUAAAGAGGAGCAGGAGGAGAUGGUGGUGUCGAACAAAACAGAGGGCCAGGAGAAGAUGCAGGAGGAAGAGGACAAACAGACCAGAGCUCCUGCUGCAGAGACGGUAAAACAAGAGAAGUCUGAAGACCAAACGAACACAGAAGAGGAGAGCCCCAGGAAGAAAUUAAAGACAGAAUCUUCCUCCGACUCCCUCCCUCACUUUGACCCCAGUUGCCCAGUUGGUAUGGAGUUCUUGGUCCCAAAAACAGGUUUCUUCUGUAAACUGUGUAACAGGUUCUUCAGCGGAACCAAAGAGGCUGAGAUCAGCCACUGCAAAACCUUCAAACACUACGACAACCUUCAGAACUUCUUACAGAGCAGGAAGACGGCCGACGACGCCAGCUGAGUGACGCUCUGAGACUGAAUCGCCCAUUCCUCUUUUGUAUGGUCUCCUCAUUUCUCUCUCCAAGGGUCCAGAUUCUCACAUUGAUGUAGGAUAGUUUCAUGAAACGUCUGUUUGGAACUGAAUUUUCUUUUAACGAUUAAAAGAAACCAUUAAAAACUGUAAAGUGGACACUUUGUUGCAAAUAAACUUAUUUAAAAUGUCA
This is a messenger RNA of Labrus mixtus (cuckoo wrasse), 5233 nucleotides long. Its product is annotated as zinc finger protein 638-like. Gene Ontology annotation, molecular function: zinc ion binding; RNA binding. The transcript is spliced from 24 exons. The record is from RefSeq and is a predicted model, not a curated record. Gene Ontology annotation, cellular component: nucleus. The coding region runs from base 16 to 5031 and encodes 1671 amino acids. NCBI's taxonomy places the organism in Eukaryota, Metazoa, Chordata, Actinopteri, Labriformes, Labridae.